Molecule: messenger RNA, 2461 nt
Organism: Ochotona curzoniae (black-lipped pika)
Lineage: Eukaryota; Metazoa; Chordata; Mammalia; Lagomorpha; Ochotonidae
Gene: COX15
Product: cytochrome c oxidase assembly protein COX15 homolog
Exons: 9
Coding region: 65-1339 (424 amino acids)
Biological process (GO): heme A biosynthetic process
Cellular component (GO): mitochondrial inner membrane
Molecular function (GO): oxidoreductase activity, acting on NAD(P)H, heme protein as acceptor
Source: RefSeq, a predicted model, not a curated record
UUCGCCGUGGGCCGGGGAGACAUCCCGGCUGCUGACCCGUGCGCGGCGGGCCCCGUAGGUCGCCAUGCAGCGGCUGCUCGGUCCUCCCUUGAAGGCCCUGAUGGGCAGCCGCGGUCUCCCGCUGCUGUCUCCCAGGGCCGCGCCUGGAGCGCAGUGUGGCUGCAGCUGUGGCAUGAGGCUCCCUUGGAAGCCAGGGCGAUACAGUACCAUCUCCCAAGUAGCCUUGCCAUCUGGAAGGGGUGGAGUGUCCCUCGCCUCGAAGGCUGCUGAGCGAGUGGUGGGCCGCUGGCUCCUGGUCUGCAGUGGGACGGUGGCUGGAGCAGUCAUCCUCGGUGGUGUGACAAGGCUAACAGAGUCUGGCCUCUCUAUGGUAGACUGGCAUUUAAUAAAGGAAAUGAAGCCACCUACAAGCCAGGAAGAGUGGGAAGAAGAAUUCCAAAAAUACCAGCAAUUUCCAGAAUUUAAAAUCCUCAAUCAUAACAUGACGCUAGCAGAAUUCAAGUUCAUCUGGUACAUGGAGUACUCGCAUCGAAUGUGGGGUCGCAUGGUAGGCCUUGCAUACAUUCUGCCCGCUGCCUACUUUUGGAAAAAGGGCUGGCUCAGCCGUGGCAUGAAGGGACGUGUUCUUGCCCUCUGUGGCUUAGUCUGCUUCCAGGGUCUGUUGGGAUGGUAUAUGGUGAAAAGUGGAUUAGAAGAAAAACCUGACUCCUAUGACAUCCCUCGGGUUAGCCAGUACCGCCUCGCUGCCCACCUGGGGUCAGCCCUUGUUUUGUAUUGUGCCAGCCUGUGGACCUCACUGUCACUGCUGCUUCCUCAACACAAGUUGCCUGAAACCCGUCAACUCCUGCAGUUGAGGCGAUUCGCUCAUGGAACGGCAGGUUUAGUGUUCCUCACGGCUCUCUCAGGAGCUUUUGUGGCAGGGCUUGAUGCUGGACUUGUUUACAACUCCUUCCCCAAAAUGGGAGACUCCUGGAUCCCAGAAGACCUCUUCACCUUUUCCCCCAUCCUGAGGAAUGUCUUUGAGAAUCCCACCAUGGUGCAGUUUGACCACCGAGUUCUGGCAGGCAUUGUGAGGGGUCUUUCUUCCCCACAGGGGAUCACUUCAGUCACUGCCAUUACAGUGCUCUACUUCCUGUCGCGGAGAGUGCCCCUGCCCCGAAGGACCCGGAUGGCAGCAGUGACCCUGCUGGCUUUGGCAUAUACACAGGUGGGUUUGGGCAUUAGCACUCUGCUGAUGUAUGUCCCAACUGCACUGGCUGCCACUCACCAGUCGGGCUCCUUGGCUCUUCUCAGUGGUGCCCUUUGGCUCAUGAACGAACUCCGAAGAGUCCCAAAGUAAUCCACAGAGGAUCAGCUUCUCAGGACGGAGACAGACAUUUUCCAUCUAUUGUGGCUCACUCCCCAAGUACCUGUAACAGGCAGAACUGGACAGGCUACAGUCAGAACCCAGAACCCAAUCCCCAUGGGUGGCACAGACCAGAGCACCUGGCCAUCAUCUGUUGCCUCUCAGGCUGCACCUCAGCAGGAAGCUGGACUCAAAGUGGAGUUGCAGCACUUGAACUUGGACCAAGCAGUGCUCUAACUGCUACAUCACAUGUUGUUUUAAUUCAGUGAUUUGGAGUAAAACAUCGAAUGUAAAGAUGCAGGAAUCCAGCAUUACUAACAAUAGAUGACAGAGGGACAGAGGCAGCUCAGAACGGCUCCAAGUGCUCCUUGGCUCAUGAAGGUUAAUAAUUUCCUCGGACUGAAAUUGCUCUGACAGUUCACCAGAGAGCACAAGCAUGGGUUGUGAAAUUAAGCAAAUUAUAUAGAGUUAACAUCCUCAUUUGAAUAAAGUAAUUUAUAGAAGUUUGGAUAAAGAGGCUUGGCGUUAUAUUUCAUGUAAAAAAAGACUUAAGGGAUUUCAGCUGGCUUUGGAUUUAAAUAACAAAACAAAUCAGUGUGUUUCCAGUGCUGUCAGAAUAUCACUAAGGUGCAGCAUUCUCACUCGAUAACAGAGGCAGGACAUCUCCCGUUACAUAAGUGUCCAGAGGAAGAGGCCAGAACCACUAUCACACAAGGAAUGGCCCAAGGAGUUAGUGGGUUUUUUACUGAUGAGAACAGCUCCAGAGAGCAAAAGUCCCACCCUUGAAAAGCAGCAGGAGAGUGAGUUUCCUUUGUGCUGCAAAGUGAUAGGUCAAGGUUGCCAAAAAGUAGCUUUCCUAUUUGUAGAAGCAUUGGGGAGGGUGUGGAGGGCAAGUGUCCCAGUGAAGGAGCUAAGCUAUCAAUGAGCUCAUCCUUUGCUGCUUUGCAAGUCUAGGUAUCAAAGUUUUUAUGUAAAUGCUCAGGUAAGCAUAAGCAAGUAAGGUCAAGCUUUUACAAAUGUUAGGUAGUCUUCACAGAUCUGGGAACUGUGUAUGAUCUAAAAAUUGCCGAUUUAGCAAUUCAGAACUGUUGAACUAUUGAAACCAGCUGAGCAGUG